AUGGACGACUGGAAAAUCGCUUUCGAAAGGGGACUGCAAGAGGAAAUAUGUGUACAAGCUGUCAAAUCUUUUCCCAAUAACGAACCUGAUUUUAGUCAUGAAUUUGUUCAAAUAUCUCAAAAUACUAGGUCUCCACAAGGGCCUCAAGCUUAUCCAAAUGGGGCAGACUUACAAAUAGGUCUAUCUGAGCAUCAACCAAUGGUGGACUUUGAUGUCACAUGCAACGGAGGGAACAUUGUUAUUACUGGUCAAAGUGACAUUCCUGUUAUAGGUUCAGAAAAGAACAUAAAUAAGAUAUCUCCAUUACUUAGUCCAGAGUUUCUUCCACAACUUUUUGGAAUGAAGCUCAAUGAUGUUGCAAAGUGCCUUGGUGGUAACGCUGUUAGCCGAACUAUGUUGAAGCGCGUGAAGCAUAAAAUUUGGAAAUGGCUAUUUCACAAAGCAAAGAUGGUUGGUAACGACCUUCCUAAGCUGAAUCGUGGAAAUGAAUCUAUACGAGUUAUUGAGGGAGCACUCUGUUAA
Messenger RNA from Ilex paraguariensis (yerba mate), 522 nucleotides. The record is from the annotation of a GenBank genome assembly. Lineage: Eukaryota; Viridiplantae; Streptophyta; Magnoliopsida; Aquifoliales; Aquifoliaceae.